AUGUGUGGCAGCUACUACAGAAACUACUAUGGCGGCCGCGGCUAUGGAUGCUGUGGCUAUGGAGGCCUGGGCUAUGGCUAUGGAGGCCUGGGCUGUGGCUAUGGCUCCUGCUGUGGCUCUGGCUUCCGCACCCUGGGCUGUGGCUCUGGCUGUGGCUAUGGCUAUGGCUCCCGCUCCCUGUGUGGCUGUGGCUAUGGAUGUGGCUCUGGCUAUGGCUCUGGCUUUGGCUACUACUACUGA
Cavia porcellus (domestic guinea pig) is the source of this 240-nucleotide messenger RNA. Its product is annotated as keratin-associated protein 6-1-like. The transcript has a single exon. The record is from RefSeq and is a predicted model, not a curated record. NCBI's taxonomy places the organism in Eukaryota, Metazoa, Chordata, Mammalia, Rodentia, Caviidae. The coding region runs from base 1 to 240 and encodes 79 amino acids. Gene Ontology annotation, biological process: keratinization.